Messenger RNA from Pelagomonas calceolata, 968 nucleotides. The record is from the annotation of a GenBank genome assembly. Lineage: Eukaryota; Pelagophyceae; Pelagomonadales; Pelagomonadaceae.
AUGGACGCCAAGGAGUCGGCCGAGCACGCCGCAGCCGCUGCGGCACAAUACAAAGAGGCCCAGACACCAACUGAGGCAAAAACAGCCACGAGCCCCAAACGCGACCGCACGGCGUCGCUCGACGAUGUAGAUGAUGCGAAACCGAUCGUAAACUACCGCGCGCGCGGCGUGUGCAAGGCUGCUCUAGGCAAGUCGUUCCUCUUCGGGCGGCGCUGGACGCCGGGCACGUAUGCGGUGGAUGUGGACCGGUCGCACGUCGUCCGUUUUGAAGACGACGCCGCCGGCACGUGCUGGGAGGACACGCCGACGAAUAGGUACGCGUUUGCUGGUGAUUGUGAUGUGAAAGAAAGUGGAGACACGUGGGACGCGGUUUUAGAACUUUCGAGGGUCGCGGACUUGCUCGCCAAAGACGCGAAGCCCCAGUCGUUGGCCCUGAAGUUCCCGACGUCGACGCGGCGCGACCAAUUUAGAAGGGCCAUCGACGAGGCGCGAGCGAAGGGCGAUCCUGCCGCGGAAGCCCUGAAAUUCGCUCGAUCUCAAAUCAAAGACGACCACUUCUCUCCGCCUCGCGAAAAGCCGACGCGGAAGGCGCCGACGCCGCCCCGCGACGACAGGAGUCCAUCGAGGACGCCGGAACCGAAGAAGGCGCCAGCGUCGCCUAGGUCCAAACUAAGGGAACUGCGCGCGACGCUUGACGACGACAUCGGGCCGGCCGUGGCCGUGCUCGCGGCCGGUUUAGCCGACGACCCCGACGACCAGUGGCGGGCGACGGCUAGGGCGAGCGUGGCGCAGCUCAACGGGCGGUUGGAUCGGCUGCAGUUCGCGGGCGUCGACGGCGUCGUGACGGCGGACAUUGACGAUGAAGAGGAGCGGUCGGCCUGCCGCGACGCGCGCAAGGCGUUGAAUAGGGAUGUGGAGCGCGUCCGGGAGCGCAUCCAGGGGCUCCACGUGGAGCUGAAUAAGGUUAG